This is a messenger RNA of Pungitius pungitius (ninespine stickleback), 2215 nucleotides long. It is a transcript of the gene wbp2nl, whose product is annotated as WBP2 N-terminal like. Gene Ontology annotation, biological process: positive regulation of DNA-templated transcription. The coding region runs from base 100 to 939 and encodes 279 amino acids. Gene Ontology annotation, cellular component: nucleus. Gene Ontology annotation, molecular function: chromatin DNA binding; transcription coactivator activity. The transcript is spliced from 8 exons. Lineage: Eukaryota; Metazoa; Chordata; Actinopteri; Perciformes; Gasterosteidae. The record is from RefSeq and is a predicted model, not a curated record.
CGUCAUGACGUAACGCGCCAGUGACGUCAUUGAGGCAUCCCCGUCGGCCUGACGAUCAGACUUCGGCACGGAAAGCAGGCGAACAACUGUCUCCCAAACAUGGCUUUGAACCGGAAUCAUUCUCAGAACGGUAGCGUUCUGGUCAGCAACGGAGAAAGUGUUUUGAGGGAAUGUAAGAACGUGGAGCUGUCAUUCAGCGAUGUCACCGGCAAGACGGAACUGCUCAGGGGGACCAAGAAGGGCACCAUUUACCUCACGCCAUACAGGUUGCUGUUUGUGUCAAGUAAUACUAAGGAUUGCUUGGGUUCCGCCAUGUUCCCCUACUACCUGAUGAAGGGCUGCAGCAUUGAGCAGCCUGUCUUUGCAGCAAACUACAUCAAAGGGACCGUUUCAGCUGAGCCUGAUGGUGGCUGGGAUGGCCAGGCCCAUUUCAAGAUGUCCUUCCCCAGUGGAGGAGCUAUAGAAGUGGGACAGCAUCUCUUCAAACUGGCCACAAAUGCUUCUCGCACACCUCCUGCACAAAACGGGGCUUACGGCUACCCGUCACCUGGAAUGAUGAAUGGGUACGGCCCACCUCAAGUGGCUCCUCCCGCAUAUCCUUACCCAGCCCCUCCCCAGCCGAAUGGGUUCUACCAGGGCCCUACCCCUGCUGCUGGGAACAUGGGCUAUCCCCACCCAACAGCUGCUGCAGGAAUGUACCCCUCCGGAUUUGACUACAUGGCUCCACCUCCCCCCUACCCAGGCCCCCCCCAAAAUUGGGCUGCACCUCCCCAGAACUGGACAGCAACACCAACACCACCUCCAGGUAACUCCAAGGCGGCCGAAGCAGCUGGCAACGCGUAUUACAACCCCAGCAAUCCACACAAUGUCUACAUGCCCAUGGAGCGGCCUCCACCAUAUGCACCUUUUCCAAACUCUCCGGAGAAGAAAAGUAACUGAAGCUCGGCCACCAUCACUUCAACGACACUCCUCCCUCUUCCUCGAUCUUCAAUGAAUUCUAAAGUAAAGUAAUGUCGGAGGAUACUGUACUUACUCCUUUGUAAGCACAGGAAAGGAAAAUGCAAGUCAUGGAGGGUUCAAAGAUGUCAGUGAUAAUUUACCACUGAAUGAAUGAUAUUUUGGAUACAGGAAUAGCAUCCCGGCAGUUGCAUCUUUUUAAAUACUGUUUUCGCUUGUACUUAUAAAGUUCAUUUAAGAGGUUGGACAUCUUGUAACUCUAGCUAGACUCAUCAUACUUACCAUUCUCCAUGAUUUAUUUCUGUCUAAUUCUCUAGCACGUAGGAAAGGACACCUAAACUGUCCUUGUGAAGAGCUGACUGGAGAAGGCAGUUUGGGGAAUGUAUCUCUGAGACAGAUUAAAUACCAAAACGUUUUCUGACCAUUUCUUAAUUGCAGUUCCUGUAGUAGUCAACAAUAGCCACUCUUAUUAUAAAAGGUUCAGUAUUUUUGCAGUAUCGUUGACGGUGCCGUGUGUAUGUGUUUCCUAUACAGUUUUCCGUUGAGUAGGUCCGUAUCGAAAAAGAGAGCAGACUGGGUUGAAUUGUGUUUAGUGAUACAGUAUCUGAGUGAUCUCUUGUCAGGACUAACAAGAACAGCGAGUUCGGGUUUCCCUAACAUGAGGCCAGUGUGAUCCUAAACUACAUUACUUUCAUUACAGUCCGAGUGAUUCCAUUCAUUGUGGGACCCGAAUCUCCAUCACAAUACAUGAUAUAGUCAUGGAUUUUUUUUAAAUAAAAAAGGAGCUGUGCAUUGUUUGAAAAAGGGGAUCCAGAUGAUGUAUGUGCAAUAAUCCAACCUCUAGUAACAUGGUUAAAGGAGUCUAGUUUGGGCUACAGUAGCCUCUGGUAUAUUCAUGUAUGCAACGGCGAGCUGAAACCAGAACUCCACCCUCUGAUAAUUCCCUUGGUGUGGGGUUACAGGGCCACAGCAUUCUGUUAAGGGCCCUUAGUGUUUGACCUGCUGUUGAAACUUGUGAGAGCAAACCAUUUAUUCCUGAUUAAAGGGGGCUGAGGAGCCGGGGAACGGCAGCAGUUAACAGCUGUUUGAAGGACUAUUUGCACACUGCAGGCAUGGAUAUAGAAUCUUUUAUUUUUUUCUGAGUUUGCUUGAAUUAAUCAGAUGUCUGUAUAUUAAUAUCUCUUUUGCGCUUCUCAUUCCUUUUGCUGAAUUUUGUCUCAAGUCAAAUCUAAUAAAUUAAUCAUUUAUGGAAAUAUGA